Merops nubicus (carmine bee-eater) is the source of this 675-nucleotide messenger RNA. RefSeq names its product lipase member M-like. Lineage: Eukaryota; Metazoa; Chordata; Aves; Coraciiformes; Meropidae. The record is from RefSeq and is a predicted model, not a curated record. The transcript has 6 exons.
AUGACAGUGCAGAAAGAGAAGCUGGCCACUUUCAACAUAUUUUUCAAUCCUAGAGCUGGCUCUAUUAAGCAUGCUAGAAGCCCAGCAACAAAACUCCUCUACCUUCCCAAAAAAUUGCUGAGGCUAUGUGAUAUCUUGGGUUUGCUUGGCAAAAGAGAAUUCCUUCCCCAGAUUGCAUGUCCAAGAAGGCUAACAGUCUCUGCCUGCAGCCACCAAGCUUUUGCCAGGGUUUGUACAAGUGUCUUCUUCAAUCUGGGUAGCUGUAACCUGAAAAAUAUUCACAUGAAUCAAAUCAAUGUGUAUACUGCUCAGACUUCCACUGGAACUACUGUGCAGAACAUCGUCCACUGGAGUCAGGAGGCCCAUUCAGGAAAUUUCCAAGCUUAUGUCUGGGGCAGUUCAAAGAAGAACAUGGAAAAAUACCAACAGUUAUAUUUUGCUACUCCUCCUCCUCUCUACAAUGUACUAUAGAUGACUGUACCAACUGCAGCACAGACUGGGGAACAAGACUUGCUUGAAGAUCCCAAGGAUGCAACCAUUUUACUGUCUCAAAUUAAGAGGCUCAUCUAUCACAGGAGAAUUCCCAAAUGUGCGCACCUGGAUUUCAUCUGGGGAUUGGAUGCACCUUUGCAAAGGUACAAUGAGAUUAUUGAUAGGAUGCAGAAGUAUCCUUAA